Aaosphaeria arxii CBS 175.79 is the source of this 2841-nucleotide messenger RNA. Its product is annotated as isochorismatase family protein. The transcript is spliced from 4 exons. Gene Ontology annotation, cellular component: nucleus. Lineage: Eukaryota; Fungi; Ascomycota; Dothideomycetes; Pleosporales. The record is from RefSeq and is a predicted model, not a curated record. The annotation marks the transcript as partial. Gene Ontology annotation, molecular function: dioxygenase activity. Gene Ontology annotation, biological process: DNA alkylation repair; DNA repair.
AAGAUGCUGUCCCUUCUGGAUCUAAUCUCCCAAAAUCAACCACAUUUCCAGACACACCAGGCGCUACUUGUCAUUGGUCUACAGAACGACUUCAUCCAACCAGAUGGUAGACUCCCCGUCGACACCCGCAAUGGAUUCCUCGAGCGCAUCGAUUCCAUCGUCCCUAAAUUCCGCCAACUAUCCGCCAAUAUCAUUUGGGUCAAGACCCUGUACGAAACUGACCGUUUGGCCAACGACCCCACCACGGGCGAGGGCGACGCCAUUGUGGUCGGGGGUCUAGUGGACGGCGCUGAGAGCAGCACGGACGACGACGACGAUCUCCCCAAGGACCUUAUCCCGCCCACCCAGUCAAGAUCGUCGCGGCGCAAGCAGCGAGCCCUCGAUCUGCUCAAACGAGUCUCCGCACGCAAGCCACCCGUACCCCGUAAAGGUGGUGAUCCAAAUCCUACGUCGGACGAAGACGAGGAGCUUUUCCUCUUACGAGCAUCCAAAAACGGUCCCGCGUGCCUGCCCAACACGCCCGGGGCCGAAUUCAUCGACUCCCUCAAGCCCAAGAUCGAACAAUCAGAUACCAUCCUGCCGACCACUAACUAUUCCGCCUUCCUGGGAACGUCCCUCCUCCUGAUCCUCCGGGCGAAACUAGUCACAGAGCUCUUCAUCUGUGGUUGUAUUACCAAUGUCUCGGUACUCGCUACCGUGGUUGAUGCUGCCCGCCAUGGAAUCAAAAUCAAUGUUAUAGAAGACUGUCUAGGGUUUCGCAAACGCACACGCCAUGACGAGGCUCUCAAGAGGAUGGUCGAGUUCUUCGAUGCGAACAUGGUCACAAGUAAGGAGAUCCUAGAUCGGGACGUCCGUUCAGCACGGAGCAGUCUCGCCAGACAACCCUCGGACAGAGCCUCACAAUUGACAACGACCAGCCGACACCGUACGCUGUCAGAUCUAUCUGUGGCGGAGAGUCGCGCAACUACAGAUACUAAACUGAGCGACGAGCAGUUCGCAGAGAAGCUCAGUCAGGGCGCAAAACUGCCCAAGGACUCAUAUCAGACCGCACCGGCCGCUAAGCAGAACUUGGUCAAGUCGAAAAUUCGCAUGAGGUCUCGCACAGACAAAAGCAAGAAAGAAAAGACUGAAGACAAGGCGGCGAAGGCUGCUGGCACCGCUUCCAAAGCUGAGGGAAGCUCUCGUACCAAAACCGGUGAGGCGGCGGCCACUAAUGCGCCACCAGUCAAACCGACCACCAUCACCAAAGCUGAAAGUAGCGAUAGACUUCGCGAAUCACCAUCUUUGAAUCGCGAGAAGUCUCUCAAGUCGUCUGCUUCGCACCCUGUCCUCUCCGGUGCAGGUGCAGACGCCAACGAUUCAAGGCAGCCUUCGGCUCGUAGUGCUGUACGUCUUGCACUACAGCGAUCGUUGAAGUCUGACUCAACAAAGACGCUGCCUGCUGAUGCCCCUCAAUCUCCCUCUAGAGCGGCACCUGAACCUCCAACAACAUCUCCUUCCACAUCUAAGAAACCUCCAAUGGGGAAGAAACUCAAGUCUCUCGCGAACUUUCCAGUGCUGCGUCCUGGAGAUCGCAUCGCCGAGGGCGAUUCUAGGAUAAUAUACAACUUCUUCCCACCUACUCUCAAGCACCUCACAGAGCCUUCGAAGCCACUCAAGGAUGUUAUCUUCCAUCAAUUAUACAACGAAGUACGGUGGCAGAAGAUGCUUCACCAGACAGGUGAAGUCCCACGGCUUGUCUGUUGCCAGGGAUCUAGCAUUGUCAAUGUCAGUUUCGGGGCCCAGAGGACGAUGCGAUUGCGCACGAAGAAGGUGGCAAAGCCUGCAACUACCAAUGGUGAUGAGGAGGAAGCACACGAGCGAGAAACCCAACGAGUCGCGAUGCCCCAUAACUCCAUGUUCGUAUUGGGCUUGGAUACAAACAAGAAAUGGUUACAUGGGAUCAUGGCGGACAAACGAAUAGAAGCUGAGCGCAGUGAGGACGAAACAGCGUAUUCGGGAAUUCGUAUCUCUCUCACGUUCCGCCAUAUCGGAACAUUCUUGGACGCAGAAAACAGCACGAUCUGGGGCCAAGGAGCGACAUCGAAAAAUCUGAGUGGUGCGCGAGACGUGAUCAACGACGACGAAGAAGAAAACGAGAAGGUAGUUCGUGCAUUCGGCAAGGAAAAUCAUCAAUCGGAUUUCGAUUGGGACGAGCAUUACGGCGACGGCUUCGAUGUCCUUCAUUUCAGGGAUGCGCCGGAGGACUCCCCGAUUCUGUUCGCUUCCAACAACAUCACCGAGACGAGAAUGGUACAGAUCUUCCUCGCCGAAAACAAGCUAAAGCACACAUUGAUUGAGGCGCCGGCCCUUGACAAAGCCUACGAACUCGAUCGCCAGGUCUGCUACCGUGACAACGACAUCAGCCACACCGAGACCCCCAUCUCCGUGCCCAUCCUCAUCUACCUCGACCGAUACUACCCGUUGGACCGCGAUGAUCGAGGCCGCGCUACCAAUUCCAAAUCUUACGAGAUCAUGGUAAUGGUCAUGGGGCUGCUGAAGUUCUGGAUGAACCGCCACGUUCCUACAUACCAGAGCGAUGUUGUCAACAUGAUCGAGCAGCUUGAGGAGAAGCUCGCGAUGGGUCCUGGACCCUUCAUUGCGGGUCGUCGCUUUUCGGUCGGCGAUUGUACGACUUGGCCUAUAUUGGAUGAGAUUAUCACCAAGUGGGACGACUGGGACGAGGAGAAGUUCCCUCAUCUCACCGAGUAUUACAGGAUGCUGUGGAAGAAAAAGAAGAGCGUGCAGAAGUUACGAGAGAAGCUCCCGGAGCUGAAGAUGGUGAAGAAGAGCAAGGACUAA